AUGUUCGCCUUCUCGGCGACCUCUUCUUCGGCUGCCCCAGAGAGAGUGCCUGUUGCACCCAAGGAACGACCAACCCUUAGAAUAUGCUUCCCGCUUAAAAUCUCAAGAGGAGGGAAUUCCUGUUGGGAAUACGAAGAGUUUCAGGUUCAGUUCCAGGAUAGAAUGAUGUGGCGACAGGCGUUUGGUCUUGAUAUGCAAUAUCAUGACAAGAGAUUUCUUCACAAGGCUUUUGGUCGUCGAGCUGCAUCAAAUCGAGGCGAACCAUCCAAUGCCGUUGACAACGACUAUGGCGCUGCUUCCAAUAGUCGUUGGUCUUCUUCAACAUCAGAAACGUCAUCCUGUACAGACAAAUAUCUUUCCGGCGAGAGUACUUGCUCUAAAACAUCUCAGCGACUGAAGCAGCUCAUGACCCGUAUGCUAUCAGCGACUUCUUCUCGGUCGGGCAAAAGCGGCACAUGCACCAGAGAAGAAUCACAGUCUUUUACAUCUUCUUCCCCAUCAUCGAACCGCUGUACCGAUCAGCAUGAGGCACUUCGACCUGAACCCCUCAACUUACCGUUGAGACAAAAGCAGCCUCUUGAUAGUGAAGCGACUGGGGACGAGACACAGCGACACCGUGACGAUGCGCUUCGCUCGCUUGAAGGGAAAUCUCAAGCCCGAAAUAACAUGUCGUUUUCGACAUUUCGGAGCAUGUUCCAUGCGCGAAAACUGCAGGAUGAAGACGGACUAUCGCCGGUUUCACGUACUGUGCCUUCCAUUCAACCGAAGACUACGCCACAAGACCAGAGAGUCAUCGGCCUCUCGUCCGAUGAAUGGGACAGUAUCAAACACGACAUUGGCCAAGGUAUAGAGGGUGGUAUAACUGGGAUAUUCCCCCCUUACACAAAGGGCCAAAGGGCCAUGGCCAUGCCCGUGCAACGAGUCGAAGAGAGCAAGUUGUUCAGAGUGCAGACACCUCCACCUGGAGAGGACAUGCAAAGGGAUGGUCGGAAAGCAGCUUUGGAGAGUAUCGAAGCGAGUGGUUGGAAAGAUAUUAUUUUCGUGUCGUACAAGGAUACGCCGGAGGUGAUGAGGUGGUGGAAUACGACACAGAAGCCGCGAGUGCUUCAAUGGGGAGGAGGUAUGGUUUGA
Molecule: messenger RNA, 1131 nt
Organism: Trichoderma aggressivum f. europaeum
Lineage: Eukaryota; Fungi; Ascomycota; Sordariomycetes; Hypocreales; Hypocreaceae
Exons: 1
Coding region: 1-1131 (376 amino acids)
Source: RefSeq, a predicted model, not a curated record